This is a messenger RNA of Dovyalis caffra, 218 nucleotides long. Lineage: Eukaryota; Viridiplantae; Streptophyta; Magnoliopsida; Malpighiales; Salicaceae. The record is from the annotation of a GenBank genome assembly.
AUGGCAAAAACUGGUUGUCACGGGAAAGGAAGAAAAGAGAUAAAGGUAGGGAAGGCAUUGGUAGGGGACAUCACCGUAUACCGAACUAUCAAAAAGAGAAAGUUUUGGGCCCUUAACCGAAAAAAAGUAUUGAUAGGGAAACUCCUUGGAGGGGCAGUCUCCCAGCUACGUAUACUAAGGCAAGAAUUCGAACCAACUUCCAACCUGGAGUGGAGCCA